AUGCAUGCAGGAAAAAGUAAUUUUCAAAACUACAUUGCUUACGCAGACAAAAGCAUUCGUGACGCACACUGUUACGGCAAAUCCGAUGCCGCUUGUCUUUCUUCACUGUUUGCCAUCACAACAGAACGUGUGUACCCACAUCAACAAACUGCGCGAUAUCCCGUAAAAAUAUUCAUUGUGAGAAGAAAGUUCAAGCAAUGCUGCAGUGAAGAAGCUAAUUGGCCGUUUUUUAUUCUAGACCGCUUACUUGCACUUCUGGGUCUAUAUCUUAUCACAAAAUUGACGUUGCAAUCUUCAUUGAGUGGGAUUUCACUUCAUUUUUAUGUGCUUCAAUCAAAGGUGGGAAGUAAAGGCGUUGAUAUUGAAGUUGUCGUGAUAAGUUUCAGUCAUGAUAAAAAUUGCCAUAGACCCACUUUCAUGAGAUUCACUCGUUAUUCAUCUAAACAACGUCAUAAGUUCUCAUAUGCUCCUGGUCAUAAAUCUCAAAUCAAUCGAGUCCCUUUACUCCUAUGGAAAGUUAUUCGAAGUUAUUUUUCAAAAAAAAUUUUGGAAGGUGUUUUCAUUUCUGAAACAUAUGGUUUAAUUCAUAAGAGUCCCUCUGGAUACUCAGUAUUCCUUACAUAA
This is a messenger RNA of Echinococcus granulosus, 624 nucleotides long. RefSeq lists its product as hypothetical. Lineage: Eukaryota; Metazoa; Platyhelminthes; Cestoda; Cyclophyllidea; Taeniidae. The record is from RefSeq and is a predicted model, not a curated record. The coding region runs from base 1 to 624 and encodes 207 amino acids. The transcript has 4 exons.